Nerophis lumbriciformis (worm pipefish) is the source of this 2349-nucleotide messenger RNA. Lineage: Eukaryota; Metazoa; Chordata; Actinopteri; Syngnathiformes; Syngnathidae. The record is from RefSeq and is a predicted model, not a curated record.
AUGAUGUUAGAAAAGAGUACGGUGACAAUUUUAGCUGACAUAUUCUUCAGUAGAAAAGACACAUGCGAAGAAAUCAUCCAUUGUUGCUGUUCCAGAGCCUUUGUGCAUGAUCGACAGCUUUAUCGCUCGGAUAAUAGACUUUUCUCAACUGGCAAGGCAGAUGCUGAAAUCCGUGAUGCAGAAAAUGAAGUGGAAGAGGAAGAGGAGGUCGAUGAUGAAGUUGAAUUUUUAGAUGAAGAGGCUCAGCUGAUGGCAAGCAUGGGUCUGCCUCUUGCUUUUGGCAGCUCUUCCAGCCAGAGUAAAGAGGAGAACAGAUUUUCCAAACGACCUAUUACAUAUCAGACAGAAUAUCUCGAGGAAGAGGAACAUUUACAGUUUACCAAUAAAGUUUGUGCAGACAUCAGUGAUCCUCAGGAGGAAGGCUUGAAGAGAGAGACAUUGGAUGAUGGGGUAGAGAGCCUGCCUGCCAAUGACACUGGUUGGGAGACAUACUGGGCUCAGCAAGGUGAAGCACUUCUGUGGAAAAGCUGGUUGGAGAAACAUAGUGAUGAGUUCCAAGAUUCCCAAUGUGUGACCACCCCAUGGGACGACCCCAACACAAAGGCUGACUGGGAUCAACACGCUUCAGACACGUACUAUUACUUUUGGGAGCAAUACUCAUACUGGGCAGCACAGGGCUGGACCAUUGACUCAUCUUAUGAGAAGAACACCGAGGUAGAAACUGUCGCUGAAGGGAUGGAUUUUGGAAACGAGAAACACUCAGUCGAAUGGCUGGAUCAGAAGACUGAUGGUGUUGAAGUUUUAAAUGGUCUCCUCGAAGAAAGGUGCACUGUAGAGGCAUGUGGGAAAACUUCAGUUGAUAUUACUGAAGUCACCGAAAAACAGACAGAGGUUGUCUGUGCUUCUUAUCCCUCUGAUGGGGGACACCAUGGCAAGAAAUCAGAUGUUUCCUCACAACAGCAAAGAACACAGCACACAGAUGAUUCCCACAAGGCUGCUGGCAGCCAUAGCAUACAUUCGGGCUCCACAAAUCAGUUAUCAAAUGGAGAAGAUGAUGGUGAUGAUGAAAAUCCCUCUAGAGGAAGACCCAGUAAAAUAAAACGCAGUCAUGAAUUUGAUGUGGAGGAGAAUCCACGUCUAACAUGUGAUGAAGCCUGGAACAAACUUGGACUCAAACACAAUCCAGAAUCAUUGUUCGACAGUGUUUUUAAUUUUAAAGACAGUUCAAGUCAGAAGCGGCAGAUGCGGUGGUGCUCCAAGAGAACUGGCAGUAGUGUCAACAAGCAUAUCAGAUUCAGCGACACAGAUGAAGAUCAAACACAACCACAGCGCAGCACCACCAUCCGAAAGGUCCAAAACUUCCUUGAAAAGAUUCAGAAUGAGGCACAUCUGACUCUAGGUGAGCAAGAAGAGUAUGAAGGAAGCAUGGAAUUAGAGCAGAAGCCUUCUACUUCAGCUUCACCAGAAAGUACUGAGAAGAAGAUUGCUCAUUGCAUUAGUAAAUCAAUGAAAGAAGUUUCUGAUUUGUCGGACACUGAGGAAAAAGAAACCUCUCAGAGAUGGCUGAGGGAAGAACACAAUAGGCGGCUUGAAUGUCUGGAAAUCCCAGAAUUUCUCUUGCCUGACAUAAAUGAAGGUAGUACUGAGGCAAAGAAGCCUAAGAAGAAGAAUAAACGAUGGAGGAAAAAGCCAAUACCGGAAGAUAUGGCAGCAGAACCAGGCCUGGCCAAAUACUGGGCUCAGCGAUAUAGACUCUUCUCUCGCUUUGACGAAGGAAUCAAACUGGACAAAGAGGGCUGGUUCUCUGUUACACCAGAGAAGAUUGCUGAGCACAUCGCCCUCAGAGUGGAGUCCAGCUUUUCCAACACUCAGCUGAUCAUUGAUGCCUUCUGUGGGGUUGGAGGAAACGCCAUCCAAUUUGCACUCACGGGGAAGAGAGUCCUAGCUAUCGAUAUCGACCCAGUACGUUUGGACUUGGCACGCCACAAUGCUUCUGUCUAUGGCGUUGCCCAUCAAAUCGACUUCCUGCAAGGGGACUUCCUUCAACUAGCGCCUCAUCUCUGUGGUGACGUCGUCUUUUUGUCCCCCCCUUGGGGAGGACCUGAUUACCUGACUGCUGAGGUGUUUGACAUCAAGACCAUGAUGGACCCAGAUGGAUUUCAGAUUUUCCAUCUGGCCAAAAAGAUCUCAGACAACAUUGUGUACUUCCUGCCUCGCAACGCAGAUAUGGACCAGAUUGCCUCUCUGGCUGGUCCAGGAGGAAAGGUAGAGGUGGAACAGAAUUUCCUCAACAACAAGCUGAAGACCUUAACUGCUUACUUUGGCAGUUUGAUCAAGUCAGACACAUAA